Molecule: messenger RNA, 3319 nt
Organism: Trichosurus vulpecula (common brushtail)
Lineage: Eukaryota; Metazoa; Chordata; Mammalia; Diprotodontia; Phalangeridae
Gene: IL21R
Product: interleukin 21 receptor
Exons: 10
Coding region: 269-2038 (589 amino acids)
Biological process (GO): immunoglobulin mediated immune response; cytokine-mediated signaling pathway
Cellular component (GO): external side of plasma membrane
Molecular function (GO): protein binding; cytokine receptor activity
Source: RefSeq, a predicted model, not a curated record
GGCACACAGAACUCUGGUCUCUGUCCCUUUCAAUAGGAGAUAGAAAUCCCUUUGUCACCUUACAAGUCUGUGCGGGAUGUGGGACUCUCCAUGGGUCUCUCCCAGCCCUCUAGCUCCCAGAGGCUGAGGCUACAUCAGAGCAUCUCCUUCUAUCUCCUGGCCUUUGUUUUAAGCUGCAGAGGCACUGGGGCAAGAACCUACACUGAUGGAGGAAUAGCAGAUCUGCAACUUCAGAGAAGGAGCCAACAGGCUUUCCUUUGGGGUCAGCAUGUGCCCUGGUCAACUUAGCUGGACCAUCACCUUCCUCCUGAUACUCCACUGCACCUUUGGCUACAAGGACCUCAACUGCUAUACAGACUAUAUCCAGACCGUGACGUGCAUCCUAAAAGUGGAUCCUGGCCAUGCAGAGACCUCCCCUGACCUCACCCUUGAGUGGAAUGAUGCCUAUGGGGAACUGGAGGAAUUCACCAACUCCUGUAACUUCAACCGAUCAACCUACAACCACACCCACAUGCAGUAUAUGUGUCAGAUGGAUGUUUAUAAACUGAUGUCAGAUGAUGAAUUCAAUGUCACCAUCACAGACAAGCUAAGCAACAGCUCCAGUGAGGGAAGACACUUCAUCCUGGCUCAGAGCAAGGAAGAAACCAAAUCUCAGAUUAAACCAAAUCCUCCUUCCAACGUGACUGUGGCCUAUUUUGGAAAUUAUAACAUUUCCUGGAAAACCCUCUAUGAAGAUCCUCGUUACUACCCAUUACAGAAUGUGCUACAAUAUGAGCUGCGUUACAAAAAACGACAAGACUCCUGGACGACUCAGAAAACCAAGUUCAUCUCAGUGGAUUUGAAGUCAGUGUCACUCCUGCCCUCGGAAUUCCAGAAGGGCUCAGUCUAUGAAAUACAAGUUCGAGCUCAGCCCCAGCCAUCUUCACUCUACAGUGGGGUCUGGAGUGAGUGGAGUGAUUCUGCCCUCUUGGAGACCCAGCCAGUGGAAAAAGAGAAAAAAGAAUGGUUGCCUCUGAUAUCUCGCAUCUCAACAGUCGUGGCCGUAAUUGCUUUGCUGGCUGGAUGCAUACUGACACAGAGGCUGUGGAAGAAGAUGUGGGUGCUAGUACCCAACCCCGCGCCCUUCUUUCAGCCCCUGUAUUCAGCCCAUGAGGGUGACUUUAAGAACUGGGUGGGAACAUCUUACACCACCAGCACCCUGAAUUUAUUUGACUGGGGACUGGUGUCCCCAGAGGCACUGGAAGUAUAUAGCAGCUGCCUCACCAAAGAAAUCGAGUUGAUUGAUGCCAAUGGGCAACCCAAGAUGGGAUACUGUGGAAUCUGUCCCCCUGGACCCACCCAGACAGAAGUUGGAUCCUUUGCCUUAGGAUUUGGUGAGGGGAAGGACAAGUCCUAUGGCCAUGUGUCCCUUGAUACAGUGAUGGUGGUUGAUGACAAGGAGUCUGGUCAGCUGCACUGUGACUGCAGUCACCUAGCUCAAGAUAGAGGUGGUGACUGUGGUGGCGAUGACAACUACCCCAAGAUAAAUCUUGAUGGUGACCAACCUGAUGGGCAGAGCUCUGGUGAGCUGCUCUUGGGGAAAGAAGAUAGAAUCAUCUCCUCUGGCCAUGUCUCCAUGGAGAACCCUGGGAGGAUCCCAGUCUGGCCAGAAGCUCCCAUUGGCAGUAUUUUGGAAGCCCUGUGCCUGCACACUCCAGAGGACUGGGAUCCAGGGAGUCCUAUUUCCCUGCCCUCACAGGAAGGGGAGGGUACUCCCUUCAGCCAGGGACCUUAUGCACACUUCUCCUGCAGCUCAGAGAAAGAGGCCUUUGGCCACCCACUGGUCAGCUUGGAUAUGGACACCUUCGACAGUGGCUUUGCUGGUUCUGACUGUGGCAGCCCCUUAGAAAGUGACUUCAUGGGGGGCAGUCCAGUGGAAAGGGAAGGCAGCUCAGCUCUGGGCACCAGUCAUGUUGAGGAUGAUAUCCCAAGAAGUUAUGUCAAACAGUGGGUGAUCUUACCCCCUCCCUCCCCAAAUCCUGGAUCACAUAACAGUUAGCAAGUUAAGCAGGUUCCAGAACUGAAGUGGGAUCAGCAAAGACUAUUAUGUAAACCAGUUGUCACCCAUCAACUGUUCAUUCAGCUUUCACUCAGAAAAAAAAUGUGGCACAUCUUCAUCAAACAACUGUGAAAAGAGGAACAUGAUGGUACAGAGCAGACUGGGCUUCAUCCUUUGUUAUUAUUUGAUGUCAUUUACAGAUGGCUGAGAGGCAGCAGGGCCUAACAGGUGACUCCUUUGAAGUCUAGAAGACCUGGGUUCAAGUCCCAUCUCUGACACAUCCUGGGUGUGUGACCCUGGGCAAGUCACUUAACCUCUAAGUGCUAGGCAGUUCUCUAAAACAAAAUGCCAGCUUGCAUUGGUAAAGGGAGCAUCCACACCUGGGAGUUCCCUAUUCCCACUAAAUCACAGGCUGAAUCCUUGUCCUUACAAGACAGCUUAUUUUGUGUAUGUGUGUGUGUGUAUGUGCACGCGUGUGUGUGCGCACAUGUGCAUUCUUGGUUUACAUUCACUUGAUUUGAUGAUGCUUAUUAGCCAUUGUUGAAAAACACAAUUGGAGUAGUUUCCGCAGCGGUGGUGGGACCUUGUGUCUUUUUCAAUCCUCUCUUAUGCUGCACAUCCCAUACAUGAGGCGUUAGAAGAGUGUCGGUGUGGGGAAGGGGAAGCCUGUGGUUACAGACACAGAGACUAUGCCAGGGGAUGACCUCUCCUGCAUCACACUCACGAGAUGCAGAUACUUGGUGACAAAGAAGAUAGCUUACCAUCUGAGCUGGAGACACAGCUUUGGACAGGUGUGCAAAAAGAGUGGUAAGGACUGGAAUCUCACCACAAAGCUACCUAAGAACUGCAAAGUUGACAAGGCCAGUGAGUCGAUUUGCUAAAAAUUUUGAUCCUUUUUUUACCUCCUUCCAAAGUGUUCCCCCCCACCCCCGCUCCGGUCCCCAUAGUGAUGAAAAUAAAGUUAGAGAGAAGAGGGUCAGACUUAAUGAUGAACAGGCAGAGGGGGGUUAUAUGAAAUAUGGAAAGAGAAAGUGACAGAAGAUAAGGUGAUGUUAGCUCCAGGCUCCUAAGGUCAGCCAAUAAACAUUUAUUAAGUACCAACUAAGUGCCGGCACUGUGCUUAGUGCUGGGGAUAUAAAGAGAGGCAAAAUAGUCUCAUUCUCAAGGAUCUCACAGUCUAAGAGCAGUAACUCACAGGACCCUGGUCUCAUUCUCAUCCCCCUUCCUCAUCUCUUUUUUUCUCUAUCUCUUCUUCUCUCUCUUCCUCCCUUUCUUUCUCUC